UGUCUUUUACUAAAAAUGUUCCUUUGCUACUUAAGACUGGUUUUGGGAUCCAGUAGAACAUCCAGUUAUUUAUAUUUCAGAAGAAAAACAUGUUACGAUGGAUGGAGGGGAGAAAUUGAAGUCAUAAAUGAUGAAUUGUAUUUUGAUGGAGGCGAUUUGGAGCUGAUGGGGGACGAAAAGGAAACCUGGAAAGUAAAAACGUUAGACGAGAUUUUACAAGAGAAGAAACGGAGACGAGAGCUGGAGGAGAAGAGCGAUCCUAAACGCCAGAACAAUACGGAUGAUCGUGAAUCCAAACGGGAUACUCCGGAGGAAGGGGAGCUACGAGACCAAAGGAUGGAAAUAACAAUACACAAUUCACCGUAUGCGAGGGAAGACUCGACGGAAGACAGAGGAGAGGAAGAUGAAUCUUUGGCCAUUAAACCCCCUCAGCAGAUGGCCAGAAAAGACAAAUCAUACCACAGAAAAGAGGAGAAAAGAAAAGAUAAGAGGAGACGCAGGAGCCAUUCUGCAGAAGGAGCAGGGAAACACGUGCGUGUGAAAGACAAAGAGAAAGAGAAGAGAGACAGUGAGAGAAGGAAGAGACAGUGGCAGGAUGACAACAAAGUAAGAAGAGAUUAUGAUCGACAGAAGCGGAGAGAUCAGGCCAGAGAUCACUCUCGGAGAGAGAGGGAUCGCCUGGAGCAGCUUGAGCGGCAGCGGGAACGAGAGCGAAAGCUCCGUGAACAGCAGCACAAAGAGCAGAGAGAACAGCGGGAGCUAAAGGAGAGAGAGAGAAGAGCCGAGGAACGUCGCAAAGAAAGAGACACCCGCAGAGAAGGGCCCGUGUCUCAUCAUAGAGGGCUUCCCAUUGAAGAGUAUGGGGAUAAAAGUCGUUCUCGGCACCGCAGCCGCAGUCGGAGCCCUGUUCGCCUGCAGAGAGAGCCGAAAGCAGAGAGCAGCGAACAACGGCGAGCAGUGCGGGAGGGGAAGACUGAGGAUAAAGAUCUUCUGGCUGAUCUUCAGGAUGUGAGUGACAGCGAGAGGAAGACCAGUACACCAGAAUCCUCACUGGGAUCUGGAUCUGAGGAUGAUGAUGGUGAGGAGAAUGAGAAUGAGAAUGAGGAGGAGGAGUCCAGCAGUCCGAGUGACGGAGACGAGGAUGGUGAAUCAGUAUCAGACACUGAGGGGUCCGAACAGAGCGGAGUAGAGUUAAGCGAUGAAGACCAGUCAGAGGAGGACGAGGACAGAGAGAAUGGAACUCACAUUCCACCUAUUCCAGGGUCACGGUUUGAUCAUGAUUCAGAGGCAAGCAUUGAGGAAGAGGAGGCAGAGGAAGGUGAGGAGGCCUUAGACGUCACGCCUCAGUCUCCUUCUCAUUCAGCCACUCCAGAAGACAACUACAUCCCUGAAUCGCCUCCCAUCUCUCCCGUCGAGCUGAAGAAAGAGCUGCCCAAAUACCUGCCUGCUUUACAGGGCUGUCGGAGUGUCGAGGAGUUCCAGUGUUUGAACCGUAUUGAAGAAGGCACUUAUGGAGUCGUCUACAGAGCCAAAGACAAGAAAACGGAUGAGAUCGUGGCCCUGAAGCGACUGAAGAUGGAGAAGGAGAAAGAGGGCUUUCCCAUUACCUCACUCCGAGAGAUCAACACCAUCCUGAAAGCCCAGCAUCCAAACAUCGUCACCGUCAGGGAGAUUGUUGUGGGCAGUAAUAUGGAUAAAAUCUACAUUGUGAUGAAUUAUGUGGAGCAUGAUCUGAAAAGUCUCAUGGAAACCAUGAAGCAACCCUUUCUACCCGGUGAGGUGAAAACAUUGAUGAUUCAGCUUCUGAGAGGUGUUCGUCAUCUCCAUGACAACUGGAUUCUUCAUCGUGACCUGAAGACCUCCAACCUGCUACUGAGUCACAAAGGCAUUUUAAAGAUUGGAGAUUUUGGUUUAGCCCGAGAGUACGGCUCUCCGCUCAAACCCUACACUCCUGUGGUUGUCACACUGUGGUACCGUUCUCCUGACCUGCUGCUGGGGGCAAAGGAAUACUCUACAGCGGUGGACAUGUGGUCUGUAGGCUGUAUAUUUGGAGAACUGCUGACCCAGAAGCCUUUGUUUCCUGGCAAAUCUGAGAUUGAUCAAAUUAACAAACUUUUCAAGGACUUGGGCUCUCCCAGUGAGAAGAUCUGGCCAGGUUAUAGUGAGCUGCCUGCGGUAAAGAAGAUGACGUUUACUGAAUACCCCUACAACAACCUCCGCAAGCGCUUUGGAGCGUUGCUGUCCGACCAGGGCUUUGACCUCAUGAACAAGUUUCUGACUUACUGCCCUGCCAAGAGGAUCACUGCGGAUGAAGCACUCAAGCAUGAGUAUUUCCGAGAGUCGCCGCUCCCCAUCGAGCCCUCCAUGUUUCCCACCUGGCCGGCCAAGAGCGAGCAGCAGCGAGUGAAGAGAGGAACCAGCCCGCGACCCCCAGAAGGAGGCCUGGGCUUCAGCCAGCUGGGUGAUGAUGACCUGAAGGAGACUGGCUUCCAUCUGACCACUGCUAACCAGGGCGCCUCCAAAGCCGGUCCAGGAUUCAGCUUGAAGUUCUAAGUGGCCACCGGGCAGCUUGAUUCAGAGCCACGAGCAGUCUUUGAAUGAAUGACAUGAUGCUGAGACUCAUUUGAGAUGAAAGACUAUAGCUCACCGAGCUUCAUCGAGACAGACUCUUUUUUUUCUGGCGCUGAGGAGCCCUUCAUGUUCCUGAUGUUCAACUGACUUACAACACUGCUCUUUUAUCUUUUUUACCAACAGCAAAGUGGAGAACUUGUUAAAUUUUGAACUGUGCUGUCUGUAAUCGUAGUUCUGUGAGAAGGAAGACCCCCAAAACCCGUUUGACACUUAAAUAUGAAAUAAAACUUUUUUUUAAAACAACA
Molecule: messenger RNA, 2876 nt
Organism: Triplophysa dalaica
Lineage: Eukaryota; Metazoa; Chordata; Actinopteri; Cypriniformes; Nemacheilidae
Gene: cdk11b
Product: cyclin dependent kinase 11B
Exons: 20
Coding region: 16-2553 (845 amino acids)
Biological process (GO): protein phosphorylation; regulation of mitotic cell cycle
Cellular component (GO): nucleus
Molecular function (GO): cyclin-dependent protein serine/threonine kinase activity; ATP binding
Source: RefSeq, a predicted model, not a curated record